AUGACUCCGAACGACUUCAUCGACGACAGCGACGGCGACGAGAUCACGAGCAUCUCCUGGCCAGUCGGAGAGUUCAAGAACGUCACGGACGAUGGUGGCGUGCAGAAGAAGCUGUUGACCCCGGGCGAUCCCGAUGCGGGCUCACCGGAGCGCGGAGACGACGUGACGGUGCAUUACACCGGCACGCUCACCGCUGACGGCACCGCGUUCGACUCCAGUGUGGACCGCGGAACGCCUUUCACGUUCCCGCUGGGCAAGAACAACGUCAUCAAGGGCUGGGACGAAGGCGUGAAGACCAUGCGCAAGGGCGAGAAGUGCGUGUUGCGCUGCAGUGCUGCAUACGCAUACGGCAAGUUGGGUUCGCCCCCAAAGAUCCCGCCGGACGCCUCGCUCGAUUUCGAAGUGGAGCUGCUGUCCUGGCGCAGUAAGAAGGACAUCAGCCCGGACGGCGACGGGACCGUGAUCAAGCACGUGGAGGAAGAGGGCAGUGGUUGGGACAACCCCCGCCCGGGCGACGAGGUCGUCUUCGAGGCGCGUGCCCUGACCAAGGCCGGCACCGUCUGGGCCGAAACGCAGGGCCUGCGGACAGCAACAAUCCCAGCCGAGAUCGAUGCCUCCGUGGAGAGCAGCUUCCUGUGUCGUGGCGUGUACAUCGCGCUGCAGAAAAUGAAGGUGGGUGAGCGCGCCAAGGUCGUCGUCAAGCCCCCGCACUACGCGCCAGGGUCCGGAGACGAGACUUCAGCGGCGUUGGAGGUGUCCGUGCACCUGUCCGAAGUGCACCCCGUGUCUGACGUGGUCGGGUCCGCACCCCCUGGGGCGUUGCGGUACAAGAAGCUGCGCAAGGGCGAGGGAUACGAGACGCCCGGGGAGGACUCCGAGGUUGACAUGAAAUACCGUGUCGUCAGCGCGGGAGAGGGCGUUGCCCCAGGGGAGUGGCUCUCGGUUACGUUCCGGCCUGACUCGAUUGACGGGUCUCCGGCUGACAAAGUGCCGCUGGGCGUGGCCAAGCAGGCAGAGCACAUGAAGCGAGGAGAGGGCGGGGAGCUCAUCGCACGCGCAGGUAGCGCUUACUCGGCCGAGGGAGCAGUGUUUGAGUUGGAGAUGAUCGAGUUUCGAAGGGACAAAAACAUGUGGGAGAUGGAGGCUGAGGAGAAGCUAGCGGCCGCCGAGAAGGCGAAAGAAGAAGGGAACGCAUUUUUCAAGGAGCACCGCUGGCAGCUUGCCAAAUCCCGUUACGAGAAGGGCAUCCGUCUCGCUGGCGACGAGUCGGGCGGCGCCGGCGGCCCGGGCGCCCAGUAUCACGACACCGAUGGCACACAUCCCGACUUCCGCACGCUGGCGAGGAUGUGCCGGCUGAACCUGGCAGCCUGCCUGCUGCGCCUGUCCGACUUCCGCGCGGCGGAGGCGGCCUGCACGACGGUGCUUGACCAGGACGCCGAGAACGUGAAGGCCUUUUUCCGCCGCGCCCAGGCAUUUGCCGGGCAGCAGGAGUACGAAUCUGCUGCGCGGGACCUCAAGCGCCUGCUGGAGCUGGACCCCUCGAACCAAUCCGCUGUACAGGAGCUGAAGCGCGUCAAGGAGGCUGACCGCAAGCUGGGACAGCAGCAGAAGGGCAUGUACGCAAGGAUGUUCAAGUAA
This is a messenger RNA of Pedinophyceae sp. YPF-701, 1638 nucleotides long. NCBI's taxonomy places the organism in Eukaryota, Viridiplantae, Chlorophyta, Pedinophyceae. The record is from the annotation of a GenBank genome assembly.